AUGUCGGCAGCUGCAAAUAUCUACAAGGAGAUCGACUUUGUGGCUCUAGGAAAUGAAGACCCAGAUUUUGGUAAACUUUUGAAGUCAAAUGGCCAAUUGGAUUUUAGCGAUCCAAAAUCGGUCCAGCAGCUCACAAAAUCGCUCUUGAAACGGGACUUUGGUCUGAAUUUGACACUUCCAGACGACCGACUCUGCCCACCAGUACCUAAUAGGUUGAACUACAUCCUUUGGUUGCAAGAACUUAUUGAUACAUCAAGUGAUGUCUAUACCGACUCUUACAACUCUAAUCGACAAGUUCUUGGGCUUGAUAUUGGUACUGGAGCAAGUUGUAUAUAUCCGCUUUUGGGUUGUGCUCAACGGGCUUCAUGGAGAUUUACUGGAACAGAUAUCGAUGAAAGGAGUAUUUCUUUUGCUAGAACUAAUGUCCAAAGUAAUGAACUGGAAACCCGCAUUCAGCUCAUUCAGACUAAAUCAAAAGGUCCUUUGAUUCCUCUUGAUGAGAUAGGUUGUCACAGCUUAGACUUUACACUUUGCAAUCCACCAUUCUAUACUUCAACAGAAGACCUAAUUUCUUCAGCAUCUCUUAAACAACGACCUCCAUUUACAGCUUGCACCGGUUCCGCAACGGAAAUGGUCUGUGAAGGCGGUGAAGUAUCUUUUGUCUCACGGAUGAUAGUUGAAUCCUUGCAAUUACGAAAUGGGGUUCAAUGGUAUACUUCGAUGUUGGGAAAGUUCUCAAGUGUAUCGAAAGUCAUUGAGCAGCUGAAAAUGCACAAAAUCGACAACUAUGCCGUGACAGAAUUCAUACAGGGCAGUAGGACCAGAAGGUGGGCAGUAGCGUGGAGCUUCAACGACAGAAGACCGAGUAUUGCAGUAUCUCGUGGUUGUAAAAGUUUACAGAAGAGUCUACUGCCAUUCCCAGCAGAGCAGACGAUCACGGUUAGCAUACCCGACAAAGCUGUCAUCGCUACACGGCUACACGAUAUGCUAUCAAAACUCAUUACGCUAUGGAACUGGGAGUCAGCGACAUUCAUUGGUACAGGCUUCUGCGACAAAGCCGUUUGGUCUCGAGCGUCACGCCGGCAUCUAAGUGAGACUAAUGAUGAGAAGUCAAGUAUUACCUCGAAAGGUUUGCCUGAAGAUAUGGCUUUUGGGUUUAAAAUAUCAUUUGGGGACCACGAAGAAGAAUCUCCCGGAACGAAAGUUGUUAUUCGAUGGUUGAAAGGUCAUGACAGUGUUUUAUUUGAAAGCUUCUGUGGCAUGAUAAAAAGAAAGUUACAAGACAUGUGA
Botrytis sinoallii is the source of this 1290-nucleotide messenger RNA. RefSeq lists its product as uncharacterized. The record is from RefSeq and is a predicted model, not a curated record. Gene Ontology annotation, cellular component: nucleus. Gene Ontology annotation, molecular function: 23S rRNA (adenine(1618)-N(6))-methyltransferase activity. Gene Ontology annotation, biological process: rRNA base methylation. The transcript has 6 exons. Lineage: Eukaryota; Fungi; Ascomycota; Leotiomycetes; Helotiales; Sclerotiniaceae. The coding region runs from base 1 to 1290 and encodes 429 amino acids.